GUUUCAAUAAAAUUCACUCGAGUAUUAUUUGUUUCCAUUUCACUGCGAUGGUUGACUUUUGAUUUGAAAUUAUUGAUAAAAUGGGUGGUCUCAAAAACUGCGCCUUGAUAAAAUGGAUUUUCAUAUUCAAUUUGGCCACUGGAUUGGCUCCUGUAUUAAUUUUGGCAGAAGUUUCAGCAAAUUUAUCAACUCUCUUCCCUACUCUAAAAGUGAAUUUUUAUUCCUUGCCAUCAACAAAUGAUCAACCUGUUAAGAACUCAGAAGUUAAUGCUUCUCAGCCAUUCAAUACUACAACGAAUAAUACAGAUGAAUACUGGAAUUUUGAGGCCUCAAUACCAGAGGAUCCUCAUCACUGCUUAAGCGAAGAAACCUCAUCAUGUGAUCCUUCUGAUCCAUACAGAACUAUAGACGGAAGCUGCAACAAUUUGAUUCAUCCAACAUGGGGCGCUGUUAAUGAUUGCUAUUUCAGAUAUCAACCACCAUCUUAUGGAGAUUUCGAAACGAUUCCAAAAUCUAAGAAUGGCGAUCCUUUGCCUCCAGCUAGAGACUUAAUUGUGAAUAUCUUCAAAAACGUUCAUCGGCCAUCUCCAAACAUUUCCUUCGUGUUCACAAUUUAUGGCCAAACUGUGGCCCACGAUUUAUCCAGAGCAGAAAAUUUCAACAUACUUGAACCAUGCUGCGAAGGUCUCCCUUAUCAUGAAUCUUGUUUGCCCAUUCCAAUAAGAUCAAAUGAUUCAUUCUAUUCACAAUUCAACAUCACAUGUUUAAAUAUACAUAGAACGCAGGCUUGUGAUAUCUGCAAUACCAUGAACAGAGAACAGGUUAAUGCUGUAACAGCUGCCUUGGAUGCAUCAAACAUAUAUGCUUCAGAAAAUGAACGUUUGAUGGAUAUACGAGCCAAUGAUGGAACAGGAAUGCUGCGCACCAAUGCAACUGAGCAUGGUGAUCUUUUGCCUGCAGAUCAAGGUCCUUAUCACGUUUUUUGCCGUCAAAAGAAACUUUACACUUGCUUCAAGGCAGGAGACGUACGUGGAAAUCAGCAUGCUUUCCUAACUGGCAUUUCGACAUAUUACAUGAGAGAACAUAACAGAAUAGCUAAAUAUCUCAAGAAGAAGAAUCCUCAUUGGGAAGAGGAGAAAUUAUUUCAAGAAGCCAGGAGAAUCACCGCAGCAACUAUGCAAUGCAUCACCUACAAAGAAUACUUACCGGUGCUCCUUGGUCAGUACAUUAUGGAACAGUUUAACUUGACGGUCAAAAAUGGAUCAGAAGGAUCAACGUACAACCCUAAAAUACGACUUGGAGUCAAUAACGAAUUCUCAACUGCAGCCUUUCGUCUGCAUAGCAUGGUACCAAAAGACGUGGAUUCAAUGGGUUCGAGGCUGAAAGAUUAUUACUCUAAACCAGAACUUAUUCAUGCAGGCGAAAUGGAAGGAAUAAUGCAAAAGAGUUACAAGAUGCCAUCCCAGGAAUACGAUCAUUAUUUUGUGGAGGAUGUGUCUAAUUACAUGGCUCAACGGAACGGACAACCAUUUGGUCUCGAUUUAGUUUCUCUUGACAUUCAAAGAGGAAGAGAUCAUGGAUUGGCUCCUUACGUGGUAAUGGUAAGAUUCUGUUCCGAAGGAAGAUUGAACAUUACGACCUUUGAUGACCUUGCGCCUUUGCUGAUGACGGAGGAAAAUGCAGAAAUGUUGAAAGAAAACUAUGCAUCAGUGGAGGACAUUGACUUAUUUGUUGGAAUUCAGAUGGAACACCCCUUUCCUGGAUCAAUAGUAGGCCCAACAGCCAGUUGUAUAAUCGCUCUGCAGUUUUAUUACACCAAGUUUGGGGACCGAUUUUUCUUUGAACAUAUAGGGGAAAUACCUUCCUUCUCUGAAGCCCAAAGAAAUUCCAUCAGGCAGUGUUCUUUAUCUCGUCUUUUGUGCGAUAAUUCUGACAUUACACACUUGCAAAAGAAUAUUAUGCUUCUUCCUAGUGAUACAAAUCCUGAAGUUCCUUGUGAAGACAUUCCAGAAAUCGAUCUAUCUCUUUGGAUAGAAAGCCCACCCCAUGAAAAUAACACCACUGUUGAUUCUUUUUUGUCUCUUUUAUUAGCUCAUUAUUAUUUAUAGAGAAAUAUAAAGAUAAUUUUAUAUUGAAACAAGUUGAUCUGAAACUUUUUUCUCUAAUCAUGUGUU
Argiope bruennichi is the source of this 2174-nucleotide messenger RNA. RefSeq names its product peroxidase-like. Gene Ontology annotation, biological process: response to oxidative stress. The coding region runs from base 81 to 2108 and encodes 675 amino acids. NCBI's taxonomy places the organism in Eukaryota, Metazoa, Arthropoda, Arachnida, Araneae, Araneidae. The record is from RefSeq and is a predicted model, not a curated record. The transcript has 14 exons. Gene Ontology annotation, molecular function: heme binding; peroxidase activity.